ACAAAUGGCAGGCACGUAAACAAAGAUUUAAAUUCCAACAACAACAGUCUUCCACUUUGGCAAGUAGGCCUAUCCUUCCUAUUGUUGAAAUGGACAACGCAGACGAGGGGGAGGGGACCACAGUGGAUGGAGUCUCCAGUGGUCGGAGAUUACGAACACGGAUUUCCAAAGUGGAGAACGAGAAGGAUGUGUCAGAGAGUGGCAGAGGUCGAGGUAAACAGAAGAAGAGGAAGGCAGAUGUAAACAUUGAAAGUCUGUAUUUGCAAGAAAAUAAUAGAGAAGUUUGUCCAACGCCUCUGGAAACUAUUUACGAGACGCCUCAGAAGCAGCGUAAAAGUGGACAGAGGAAGGGCAGUGCAGGCGGAAGAAUUAGUGAAGAAGAGGAGUCAAGACCAUUGGGUGUGAGAAGCAGUGAUGACUUACCAACAAGUACAGUAAUGAGUGGGAAGAAAAUAAAGCGUUUGUGUAUGUUUGCAAGCCACUACUACCCGACGAAGCAGAAAGUGCGCCUGAGAAAGGACCGUGCCAGGAAGUUGAAUAAACUUAAAGGUGUUAAAAUUCCUAAAGGCUCAGCAGUGACUGUCCAAGAUGUCAAGGAAGUCUUAGCCAAAUUGUCUGAUGAAGAAUCAGAGCAAAAUGAGAAUAAUCAAAAUACCAAUAACUACAGUGUUUUGGGCAUGAACUCUUCAGUUAGCUUUUACGUUGGAAAUAUAAUUAGACCAGACACAAACGAUGAAAAAUUUCAAGGUAUGAUUGAGGACCUGCAAGCACUUCAGUUUAACCUACCCAAGGAGAGCAUUGCCGAGGAGAAUCCAACCAGUGAGGGAACAGACCCAGUAUUAGCAGCACUCUAUAAUCUAGAUGACCCUAUUCCGUUCUUAGAUGAUAUUCCCAAGGCAAAACCAAGCUCCCAGUCUCGGGAGAAGAAGGCAAGGAGACGAUCCAGCAAAUUGUCAGGAUGCCUUCUCCCUUCUCUAGACAGGGAGACCACGGAGCAGUCCACAUCAUCUGCGAAGAGUGGUGAGCUGUUGCCAAAUACCUUAGACUCUAGACUUACAGAUACAGAUCAUAUUCCAGGAAGUAUGACUGAGACAGCAUUGAAUCAGAUCACAGAAUAUUGUGCCUCAGAUAUAGAUGUUGCUUCAACAGAUACAGUCAAAGAAGAGACCAGUGCUUUAAGAUGUGGAAACAAAAGGAGGAAAACAACAAAGGAGAGGCCUCUGAGAUCAACAGGCUUGACAAAAAGAGAAAGUGAAGUAUCAGAUUCAGAACUUGUGAAAAAGAUGAGAGGGAGUACAAGUGCUAAUAAGAAUGACGGUGAAGUUCAUGAAUGUACAGAAUCACCAGAUUUCUCAUGUAAAGGAGCUGAGCUGAAAUUUGAGGUACCAGCACUGGCAGCCUCAUCAGAUGUACUUGGCAAUGUCUUUAGUGAAAAUGACUUACCAAGUCCCACAGAUUUUAAGCCUAGAGUGACAAGAGGAAGAGGAAUAAAGCGGCAGCGAGGCAAACGAAGAGCAUCAGGAAUUCAGCGCUCCCUAUACCAUAAUCAGGCAGUACUAGCAUUAGCUCACUGUGAGAGCAGUUCUCCAGAGAGUUUUGUCAAAGAUUCCAGCUCAGAGGAUCAGCAGACGUUAAAGUGUGAAAACAGUGAAAUUAUCAAAACCUCACCAACUUCACCUUCCACCCAAAUGGCAGCAUUAUCUCUUCAUUGUGAUUUACCAUUCACCUCUUCAACUCAGGAUAUUGAAACUCAGGCAGAACAACGGAAGCAGAGAGCCAAUAGAAAAAACCGAAGACGUUCAUCCAGGCUAAGCAUAGGGGCAGCUUCACCAAGUAGAUCCAGUGAUCGCAUCAACUCCAACUUGGGUUCAUACUGGGAUACUGCAUCACCAAAAGUGUCAUCUGAUCCUCCCAGACUUACAUCAGGUGCUUCAGAGGGCUUACAUGUUACCUCUGAAUCUGCUUCACAAAUUACGGAUAUGCCACAUUCUGAAAUCAUUGCACAGACAACAGAUAGUAGUGGAAGAGAUGUUCUUUUAGUGUCUCCCAUAAAUUUGCACAAUCAGAAGAUUAAUAUAGAACCAUUACGGGAAGAAAACAUUUCUUCAGUCAUUAGUCAAGGAGGUACUACUGACGCUCCCACAUCUAAUACAAAUUCUGCUAGUGGUUCAGUUUUCAUGGCAAAUUUACCAGAUAUACUGGAAGAUGAUCAUAUUUCUGCACAAGCUAAUAAAGAUGAUACAGGAAAUCAUGCUCCAGAGGACUGCAGUUUUACUGACCAUCGCACUCCCAGAAAGAAAGAAGAAUGUAUCUGGGAUAUGUUUAGACCGAAGCCAGAACAAAAGUCCAAACAGGAAUCUACAAAAAAUCCUUUACAAAUAACUUCAAGGGGAAACAAGUCUCCAGAGUGCAGUACAAGUGAAGGUGUUUCAAGCAGUGUGAAGAGAAAUAAUGGUAAAACAAAGUCUUUGCAGAAAGGCCCAAAAAGAAAAGAUUUGAUGCUGAAGACUCCUACUUCAAUUUUAGACUUUCCACAUGGUGAGCCAGAAGUCCAGGGUAGUGACCAUGUGUCUUCCACUGCAGCUGGUUCCUCUAAUGUGAGUCAACAACACUUCCUGCAUGAUAAGAACACAGCUAUUCUUUGGGAUUCACCUGUCAUCAGUGGGAUGUUUGAGGGGAAAACAUGUAUUCGUUUUGGCAAAGUGUAUCACAAUAAGGAGGCUGUUGCUUCCAGCCCCGAUACUACCUCUUCAAAAUGCCAGCCAGUAUUAAAUACGCAAACUGUAUCUUCAGUUAUACCUGCAGCAAAAUUACCAUCUCUUAAGGAAGACCAAUCAGAGCAGCUUCAGUUGAAAGAACAAAGCCAACCACAAGAAAAUUUGGAAGGUUAUCGGUGAGGAAUGUCUAAGAGCUAGCGUAUAUGUACUUUUUUCUUUUUGUAGAACUGUAAAAAAAAAUUAUUAAUUUAUCAUAUAAUAUUGAACUGUACAGAGGCAAUAUUUUUGAUAUUUGUGCUGAUAGAGAGUCAAAGGUAAAUUUUACCAUUGUAUCAAUCAUAUUGUUAUAUGCUUUACAGUUUAAUGUGCCUUGUUACUCCCCCCCCCCUUCUUAUUCAUCAUCAUCAGCAUUAUUUGUAAUUUGAUUGUCAUUCAGUUCCAUUGUCAUUUUUCUCUCUGUCAUCAUUAUCAUCAUAUAAUUAUUGAUUUUAUUUUUUUUUUUUUAUUAUUAUUAUCAUUACUACUACUACUAUUACCAUUGCUAUUAUCAUUAUCAAUAUUAUUAUUGUUGUUAUUAUGAUUAUACUUUUCUUGCUGAUAGUAUCAGGAGCAUUGAUUUCACUAUUCUUAUAAUUCUCUUUACUAUUAUAAGCCCUUUACGCUGUACAGUCUGUCAAUGAGGCCAACCUAAACAGCAGGCGCUCUUUAGCUAGCCUUUACCCAGUCUCUUCCGAGGUGGUUUUCAUGGAUUCCCUCGUCUACCACUACUGCUGCUGCUCCAACUCGUACUAUCCUGUUGCUAGACUGCAUGCGCCUUCUGCUCUUGUGUCCCUAUCUGUUUUCAUUGCCUUCAUAAUCAUUACCUUUAUUGUCAUAAUCAUCUUGAAGUUAUUGGCUUUUUUUUUUCAUCCUUUUUUUUUAUUAUUAUUAUUAUUAUUAUUAUUAUUUCUUUCGUUUUUCAAGAUUUUGAAAUCAAUAAAUGUUCAUAAUGAGUCUAUCUCUGUCACAAAACAUUUUUACAGCAUCAUCUGUUAUUACUUUAAGUUUCUUGCAUGUUUACAUAACCAAGAUGAUAGUAUUUAUUCCAUAAUACAGUCAUUCUUAAAUAUUGCAAAUUUCUCUUAGACGUUUUGUGAAAAAUGUACAUAGAUUUUUGUAACAAAGAAAAGAGAGGGUCUGUUUGCAAAAAACGAUUAUUUGAACAUUGGCAAAAGUGAAUAAAAGAGAAGUUGCUCCA
Messenger RNA from Penaeus vannamei (Pacific white shrimp), 3954 nucleotides. RefSeq lists its product as uncharacterized. NCBI's taxonomy places the organism in Eukaryota, Metazoa, Arthropoda, Malacostraca, Decapoda, Penaeidae. The record is from RefSeq and is a predicted model, not a curated record.